Molecule: messenger RNA, 924 nt
Organism: Nerophis lumbriciformis (worm pipefish)
Lineage: Eukaryota; Metazoa; Chordata; Actinopteri; Syngnathiformes; Syngnathidae
Source: RefSeq, a predicted model, not a curated record
AUGUGGUUGCCCGAGCCCAAGCGCUCUAUAGGCGGGCAAGCAAAGAGGAUCGAGAGGGGGUGGAAGUCUCUACACAAUCGAGAACCAGAGAAGAGAACGGGGGGGCUCCCCGGGCCCAAGCUGAGGAUAGCCUCAAUAUGCGGGCACACGAAGAGGACCGAGGGAGGUGGAAGUCUACACAAUCGAGAACCGGAGACGAGAGCGGUGCUCUAUAGGCGGGCACACCUUUAUCGGCCGGCGAACAUAGUGUGCAACAAGCCGCCAGUCGUCGAUGACAGCGCCUCCCUCCUAAUUGCUUCCGUUUUUCUUCUCGGUCUUCUUCUGGCAGUGCUGCCGGACUCCUCAUCGUCUCUGCUCUUCUCAUUGCUAUUGGCCCAGCUGCCCGUCUUCACGUCUGCCUCCCCGCUGCCUCAGCGGCGGCCCAACGACAUGGACAAGCUUUCCAACCAGACCAGAAAUCUCAUGAAGCUCACACAAGAACUGCUGAGGGAGCAUGCUUUUGACUCUGACGUGGACCCCCACAGGGUCUGGUCCCUGCCAGAAAUGAGCAACAGAUCAGCCAAUGAUCUCAGCAAUCUUGAGCUGAAGCCCACACUCUCUCAGCUGCACGCCGACCUGAAGCUCUACGAGCACCACUUUGAAUGGCUGAACAGGGUGUCCAAGAAGCACCACCACCCUGCGCUUCCUAAGCUGGCAAGGGUCAUCAGAGAAAUGAAGUCACUCAUCAAUCUUUUGGGCCAUCAGAUGCAGAGGGUCGACGCAACAAAGGUGCCCCACCCUACCCCUUCCCUCCCCUCACACCUCUCUUACCAAUUUGACGUGCUGCAGUCCAGUCAGGAUCUCCUCCACCACUUCAAGCUUUUCUGCGAUUGGGCUUACAGAGCAUUCAUCAGCCUCAAGCCAAAAAUCACCACAGUUCAAUGA